Messenger RNA from Mesorhabditis belari, 5217 nucleotides. Lineage: Eukaryota; Metazoa; Nematoda; Chromadorea; Rhabditida; Rhabditidae. The record is from the annotation of a GenBank genome assembly.
AUGCUCGUCAAGGAGUAUCGCAUUCUAUUGCCGCUCACUGUUGAGGAGUAUCGCAUUGCGCAACUCUAUAUGAUUCAGAAAAAAUCUCGUUUGGACAGUCAUGGAGCGGGUAGCGGAGUCGAGAUCAUCACCAAUCGACCAUACGAUGGAGGACCGGGCGGCAGUGGACAGUACACCUACAAGAUCUAUCAUAUUGGCAACAAAAUACCAGUGUGGAUUCGAAGCGUGUUGCCCACAUCGGCUCUUGAAGCCCAUGAAGAAGCGUGGAAUGCAUAUCCGUACACGAAAACGAGAUACUCGUCACCGAUGAUGGAUCGCUUUUCGAUAGAAGUGGAAACUGUUUAUCGAAAUGAUGCCGGAACAUCAAAUAAUGUUUUUCAACUUUCCGGGGAUGAGCUAAAGACACGAGUGAUCGAUGUGAUGAAUUUUGUUAAAGAUCCUUAUUCAUCACAUGAUUAUUGUGCUGAAGAAGAUCCAAAGUUAUUUCGGAGUGAUAAAACGGGAAGAGGACCGCUGAAUGAUGAUUGGGUAGAAGAAUGCGUACGCAAUCGAAAGCCAGUCAUGUGCGCGUACAAAUUGUGCAAAGUCGAAUUUCGGUACUGGGGAAUGCAGACAAGAGCUGAGAAAUGGAUUCACGACUUGGCAUUGAGAAACACAAUGCUUCGAGCGCAUCGACAAGCGUGGGCAUGGCAAGACGAGUGGUACGGAUUGACGAUCAAUGACAUUCGACGACUAGAGGCUGAACUAGCGCUGCAUCUCAGUGAAGUGAUGGCUCCAAGAACGGAAGACGAGGCAGUGGAUGGAGAAGAAAGUGCUGUGUCUUCAGAUGAAGAGUACUUCGACUGUACGGAUCUCUCACCACCACAUUCACACAAGCCGAGCAUCAUUCGGUGGAGCAGUGAACUCCUUCUUAAUGAAGUUCAUCAACAUGAUGAUGACUCUCCACCAUUGACACCAGCCUUGAAAGGCGAAAAUGCAGCUUUGUUACAAACUCUCGAGACUUUGAUCACUCGACAUUAUCCCCAAUUGAGAGAGCGAGUUCAUGUUUUACUAGUUGCUUGUGGAGGCGAGCUUGCAGCCACUGCACAGCGCCUUUCCGCCGUUGCUCCAUCCUUUGGCGCUUUACAUCCAUCUCUAUCUUUAAUUCUUUCACAGGCGUCCACAAUUUUCUCAGAUGCUGUCGAGGGUGCAAUUCGACGAGCGAAUGAGGUCUACAAUGAGUUUAUUGAUUCCCAACCAGGUUUCAAUGGAGAAGUUUUCUGUGUGGGUGACGCGAUUGGAGGCUUACUUUUGUAUGAACUCUUAUGUAGUAAAAAAGAUGAAACACCACAAAAGGAAAUUUUUUCCAGAACUGGAUCAAGAGUUGGAAGAACUCCAUCAACUGGCAGAAUACCUUUACAAUCAAAUCAACAACCAAUCGAGGAAGAAAACGCGCCACCACCGGUUCAUGCCAACAUUUCUAGAGAGCCGAGUCGUGAGCGUCCGAUAAGAAAAAUCUCGGGAUGGUCGCUGGCCGAUUUCAACUACGGCAACGAGCCACCCCCAAAGCCUCCGCACUCAGCCGGUCCAUCAGUCUCCGUCUCUUACGUUCCUCAACUCCAUUCAAAGCCUCGUCCCAACAGUCUCAUGCGCAAGAAGAUGAGCAUCGAAAGCUCGUGUCCCGGUCUACUCACUCGACUAGCCUUUCAACCAUCAACAGCUUUUCUCGUCGGAUGUCCUCUUGGCUUAUCGAUAAUGCAACGAGGACUCAGUGGUCAAGAAAUUGAUCAAAUUGAAAGUGUGCAAGUGUUCAAUUUGUAUUAUCCAUUGGAUCCAUGUGGAGCUCGUUUAGAGCCGGUGUUGAAUUCUCAUCUCAGCAUCUUACCGCCAGCAAAUAUUCCAAGAUAUCAACGCUAUCCACUUGGUGAUGGACGAUCAUUACACUAUGACACGUCGAUUGAUACCACUACUUUAUGGGGCAGUAAACGGAUCGACCAUUUGCUCUAUUGUCCAAAUGCGAUGGUAGCCCUUCCCUCAACCGCUCUUCCCAAUAUCUUGCACGCCUCCUAUUGGGAAAGUUGUGAUGUCGGCGCGUUCAUCAUUCGACAAUUUGUGAGAGGAGAGGAUAGUGCGGUUCUUUCAACUCUUUCAUCAACACUUUCUGCCGUUCCACUCAAAGUCGACCUUCCGCCAAUGCAAUGGAAAAAGCGGCGAACGCGGUUUAAGAUUACAAACUUGUCGCCAAAUCAUCGAGCGAAUGAUGUUCUUGUUGUUUCUGGAGCUGAGCAAUCUGUUUUUGCAAGAUUCUGUUAUGGUCCGAUGGAUUUGGUGGCUCUGACAAGAGAAACUGUUAGCAUUUUUGUUUGUCCUAGCAGGAGUGAUUGGUUUGAGCACUCUACUCAAGAAACUGAUUCAAACGGACGACUCCAUGUAUCACUCGGCAAUUCACUUCCUUUCGGUAUUCACAGCAUCAAAAUGGUUGUCCAUGGAGAUCAUUCGUAUCUUGACGUUUUUCUUGCUGUUGUUCCACCAGAAACGCGAAUUGUUGUCUUCUCUAUUGAUGGUUCUUUAACAGCCUCUGUUUCUGUAACAGGAAAAGAUCCGCGAGUUCGACCGGGAGCCGUUGAUGUUGUUCGCUAUUGGCAUGAUCAAGGAUUUCUCAUUGUUUAUGUGACGGCUCGGCCAGAUAUGCAACAAAGAGUCGUCUCUGCUUGGCUUGCUCAACACAAUUUCCCACAUGCUCUUCUUUUCUUUACGCCAUCAUUUUCCACUGAUCCACUUAAAGCUAAAACGAGUCACCUAAGACAUUUGAUUGAUAUGGGUGUUCGGGUGCAUGCAGCGUAUGGCAGCUCAAAGGAUGUUUCCGUUUAUACAACAGCGGGAAUUGAUCCGUCUCGAGUUGUUUCCGUAUCGGGUGGAAAGAGGAGAGGCACACUACAUGUCGACCAUUACUCGGCACAUCUCGCCGAUUUGACUAAUGGCACUUGCCCAUUAGCGACAGGAGUUCGAGGUGAUGGCACCGCUUAUGAGGACACCGUUCACCACCAUCAUGGACAUGUCUCAGGCACAGCCAAUGCGACUCUUCCCGCUUCAUCACCGGCUAGUGCCUUGACUGCUCACCGGGUUUGGAGGUGCUCCUCACUGGACAGGCAAUUCUUCAUCCCACCCCUAGGAAAUGUGCAACGAACGAGCUCGUUCACGCCAAGAAGUGGCAAACGAUUAAACAUUCCGCUCAACAAUGUGAGCUUUUUCGUUGCUCCUCGUCAAACGAUGGGACAAGCGAACUCUUUCACGAUUGAAUCGCAAGUGUUUGUGUGGACUGAGUGGGGCGGAGUUGUGAUCAGCAGCGAUGAAUCCCCUUGCUUUGAUCUCUAUGCUGAAUAUGCUCAGAAGAUCAAUAUGAGCACCGUCAAAUUCAACUACAAACCGAGCAUCUUCUCACACUCGUUUUUCUUGCAAUCAAAUGCAGCAAAACAAGAGUAUGAUCACUAUUUUCCAGCCGCUUGGCGUGUCAUUCAUGAAUAUUUCAAGUAUCCAGAAUCAUUUGACGAUUUGGACAACAAAUUGGAUAACGCUACACUUACUCUGCAACAGACGCUUAUCUGGCUGAAAGGAAUUGUACCGGCAAUGUGCACAAGGAAAUGCCGGGUUUUGGAUGAUAAAGAAAUCAAAUACGUGUGUCGACUUCUACUGAUCAAGAAGAUCUGUCGAGCUGCUGGCUAUGAAGUGACCGAAGCAAAACACUCAAACAAAAUGACGGAUAGACAACGAAUUCUGAAAAAUGAGAAGAAAGUCGAACGAAAUAAAGAAUGGACAAAGAAAAGAGAACAGAAAGAUCAAGCGAUUGAAUUGGAAAGACUUAUCUUUGGCGGGGAAAUUGUUCCAGAAGAAGAUAGAGCCUCGCCUCGUUUAUGGGUUCACGCGAUGGUCAAAGCUUUGAUCAGCUGGAAGAAACCGUUUCCAAACGAUUUGCCGAUUGAAGCUAAAGAUUUGAAAGAUCGCAGACAUAUCGUCAAUAAAUAUUGGGAAACGCCAGUGCCAGAGGAAAUGGAGAUUCGGCCUACCGAUUCAUCGAUUAUUAUUUGGCUGAUGCACAUCGGCAAAGCUGUAGAGGAUUUCAAUGAAAAUCUUUGCCAAAAAGAUUCGCCAAAGCCGACGAUCGAAUUAUGGAAUGAACGAUUUAUCACAUUGCGCUCUCCGGAACGCUGUCGACAGAAUGUGCUCGACUUUUCAAACCAAGCUGUCAUCCCAGCUUUACUUCUCAGUUUUGAUGAUGGCCAUCUAGAUCAUUUGCUCAUUCACUUCACCCGUUUUUACAAUAAUAAAGACGUUCACUUUGGAAGGAUUCCAAUUUCACUAAUCGGACAACUAAGAAAAUGGGCGAUUGUAAAGGAGAAACAAACUGAAGAGGUCCGAGGACUGAGAGCCUUCUUUUGUCAAGGCUAUCCCUCAAAUUUCCGACAUAUUCUUCAGGCGGGAUCGCUACGAAUUGGCGAUGGCACAUCAGCUUUCCUCUAUAAAAGUGACGCUUUGCCCAACGACAAUCAACUAGCAGUAUCGAAAGCGAUUUUUGAAUCGAGACCAACCAUUGUUAAUGAGAAUCACGAAAUCGAUCCGCUAUUUGGAAAACCCCGAAUCAUGGCUUUUCCAAGUCCUAACCCGAUUUUCAUCCAGGAACCCGAGUUCUCAAAGCUGACAAUCACCGAUCCAAAGAAAGACACUUCUCAAGAUUUGAAUCAUAAAAUCCCAGUACCGAAUCAUCCAAAGCCGGAGAUUGUCGAACCAACAAGCCCAAAUCAAUCCUACCCAGUGAAUGUGAUCAAUCCACAAGUUUCUCCGGCAUAUCCAAAUGUGUACGUAGCGCCGCCAACAGGUUAUCAUCCACAUCACCCGACACCCGUUCAACAACUUGCCGGAUACUCACCGAUAGCCUCUUUUCAACAAUCACCUCCAUUUAUCAAUUAUCCAUCCAAUCAGUUUCAAUAUUUGCCAUAUGAGUGGACUGUGCCCGCGGCUCCGAAUUAUCCCGGCUAUCUCCAACCAAGUCCUGCUCCACAAUCAAAUCAUUCAGCUCAAUCUUCUGGCGAAUACCUGGACCCUCAAAACCGCAAUGGACAACUUGGAUACCAAUCACCGCCCAGCGUCUAUCAUUCACCACCGAGCGCCUAUCAGUCUCCGAAUGCUUUUGAUGCAAACAUGAUUCCCGGUGAUCUAUCUCCUCGCAAUCAAACUUUAUUU